Zea mays is the source of this 1015-nucleotide messenger RNA. RefSeq lists its product as uncharacterized. The transcript has 3 exons. NCBI's taxonomy places the organism in Eukaryota, Viridiplantae, Streptophyta, Magnoliopsida, Poales, Poaceae. The record is from RefSeq and is a predicted model, not a curated record. Gene Ontology annotation, biological process: ubiquitin-dependent protein catabolic process. The coding region runs from base 15 to 692 and encodes 225 amino acids.
UCUAACAGAUUGAUAUGUUCCGUAUAUACCCACCCGACCACCCACCCCGCCGCUAUCCCCAAUAUAUCCCCACUCUUCGCCUCCUUUCUGGAGCAGCUAGGGUUCCGUCCUCGAUCCGAUCCGCCGAGUGCACACCACCUUUCCCCACUCCGAUCGAAUCGAUGGCCGCCGAGGGCGAGAAGAAGAUGAUAACCCUCAAAAGCUCCGAUGGCGAGGAGUUCGAGGUGGAAGAGGCGGUGGCGAUGGAGUCGCAGACCAUCCGCCACAUGAUCGAGGAUGACUGCGCCGACAACGGUAUCCCUCUUCCUAACGUCAACUCCAAGAUCCUAUCCAAGGUAAUCGAGUACUGCAACAAGCACGUACAUGCCGCCGCCGCCGCCGCCGCCGCCUCGAAGGCCGGUUCCGACGACGUGGGUGCCGCCUCCGCCAACAGCACCGCCGCCUCCGGUGAGGACCUCAAGAACUGGGAUGCGGACUUCGUCAAGGUCGACCAGGCCACGCUUUUCGACCUCAUCUUGGCUGCAAACUAUCUGAACAUCAAGGGUCUGCUCGACCUGACCUGUCAGACUGUUGCUGACAUGAUCAAGGGCAAGACACCAGAAGAGAUUCGCAAGACCUUCAACAUCAAGAAUGACUUCACCCCUGAGGAGGAAGAGGAGAUCCGCAGGGAGAACCAGUGGGCCUUCGAGUAAGGAGUCGAGGCCAAUGCCCUAAGGCCCGGCCAGUGCUCUAAGGCCAGGUCAUUGUCCAAGUGGAAGGAUCAACAUGACCCUUGUUAAGAAGAAUAAGCAGUUCCAUAACUGCACCUGUCGUCGGCUCAACAAAGGGACGUGGUCCAAUGUCACCUGUUCAAGAACGGACGUGGCCCACGAUCUCAACUUUCAACACGAUCUCAACUUUGAACAGACAUGUCUUUUCUGUAGGCCGGUGCCUUCAUGUAACAAAGCAAUAAAGGAAUCAGACCGUUGAUUCAUUUGAGAAUACUCGUCACAUUACAGUUUACUUGAACAUGUUA